GCUGUGCACCGCCCAGUCCUCAGUCUUCUUCCUCAACAUGUUUGUGUCAGCCUUCCUCCUGGCGGCCAUUUCUCUGGACCGCUGUCUCCUGGUGGCGCAGCCCGUCUGGAGCCAGAACCACCGCUCCAUUAACGCCGCCUGGAAGGUGUGUGCUUUGGGCUUUGUGGCGGCGGCCAACACCUUCCCUUACUUCCUGUUCCGGGCGGUGACGGAGAAGACGGACGGAAGGAAGCUCUGCUACCACCAUUUUGGAUUGUACUCGUCACCAGGGAGCGAGAGGGACUGUAGGGUACGGCAGGCGGCAACCGCCGUGUCCAAGAAUUUCCUGGCGUUCCUACUCCCCCUAGUGGUGAUUGCAGGGAGUACGCUCUCUUUGGCAUCAGUCUGAGCCAGAGGAGGAAGAGGAGGAGGAAGACAGCAGUGUAGACUCACCGGGGCUUUGAUUGUUACCAAUGUGGAACGCAGAGAGUCAAAACCCAAACACAAACACACAAACACCAAACGCUCCACCCCCAACCCAAAAGGCUCCACCCCUACCUCCACUUCCGAGCCCGGCCCUAUCCCGUGGCUUCACCAAGAUGGUGACAUCAGUCAUCGCGACGUUCGCCCUCUGCUGGGCGCCCUAUCACGUGUUCUGCCUCAUCGAGUUUGCCGCCCGAGUACUGACCACGGCCGACGACAAGGUGUGUGCUUUGGGCUGGUUGUGGGCGGCGGCCAACACUUCCCUUACUUCCUGUUCCGGGCGGUGACGGAGAAGACGGACGGAAGGAAGCUCUGCUACCACCAUUUUGGAUUGUACUCGUCACCAGGACGCUAG
Molecule: messenger RNA, 817 nt
Organism: Salvelinus sp. IW2-2015
Lineage: Eukaryota; Metazoa; Chordata; Actinopteri; Salmoniformes; Salmonidae
Source: RefSeq, a predicted model, not a curated record